UGGGCGGGGCCUCGCCCUGCGCAGGCGCAGUUCGCCGGGGUUCGGCGGCGGCAGUGCGACCGUUUCACUUACGUCAAAACAAUUUACGACAGCGGUAGCGGCUCCGGUUGCUGUGGAGAGGCUCUCGGUGUCCCGCCACAGUACCGGUCUCCCGCCCCGCCGAGCCCCGGACCCACCGGCGGAUUACUGUACUUCCAGCAAAUUCCACUUUUCAAAUCAUGGAGGCAGAACAGAUUAUGGAGGGACAGCCGCAGGUUCCAGAAAAUCCCCAUUCUGAAUACGGUCUCACUGAAAAUGUAGAGAGGAUAGUAGAAAAUGAGAAAAUAAAUGCAGAGAAAACAUCAAAGCAGAAGGUGGAUCUUCAGUCAUUACCCACACGUGCCUACUUGGAUCAGACAGUUGUACCUAUCUUGCUACAGGGACUGGCUGUUCUGGCAAAAGAGAGACCGCCAAAUCCCAUUGAAUUUCUAGCAGCAUAUCUUUUAAAAAACAAGUCACAAUUUGAGGACCGAAAUUAACUCCAUAAAAAUGAUGACAAUUUGGCUGCUAGACUGAAAUGCUCAUUUGCCGCAAUUUGUUUUCUGCUGUAAAAAUCCUUUGGAACCAUGAUGUUGUCUUUCUUAAUCGCACAGUUUGCUUUACCGUUUGAGUUAUUUAAUAAAGAACACUUUACAUUUAAUUUGUUCACUUGUUUUAAACUAGCUAUUAAGAGACUUUCAAAAUAAAGUACUGAAACUGCA
This is a messenger RNA of Haliaeetus leucocephalus (bald eagle), 740 nucleotides long. RefSeq names its product dpy-30 homolog (C. elegans) (gene DPY30). Bases 219 to 518 code for a protein of 99 amino acids. Gene Ontology annotation, cellular component: Set1C/COMPASS complex. The record is from RefSeq and is a predicted model, not a curated record. Lineage: Eukaryota; Metazoa; Chordata; Aves; Accipitriformes; Accipitridae. The transcript is spliced from 5 exons.